AUGUUUCUUGAUGUCUUCAAGUACACGGAUCGUGUUCUCAUGAUGGCAAGACCUCGGAAAGUGUUGAUGAUUGCCGUUGAUGGUGUCGCACCUCGUGCCAAGAUGAACCAGCAACGUUCGAGACGGUUCAGAUCGGCUCAGGAAGCCAAGAUUGCAGACGAGGAGAAACAGCGUCAAAUCAAGGAGCGAGAGCUUCGUGGAGAAUCCAUAGACGAAGCUAUAAAGGGCAAAAGAUCGUGGGACUCCAAUGCCAUUACUCCAGGUACUCCAUUUAUGGACAAAUUGGCCACAGCUUUGAGGUACUGGGUUGCCUACAAGUUGACUUCAGACCCUGGAUGGGCCAAUGUUCAGGUGAUUAUCAGCGAUGCCACAGUUCCCGGUGAAGGUGAGCAUAAAAUCAUGAACUUUAUAAGGCUGCAAAGACUGGAUCCAGAAUAUGAUCCCAACACGAAACACUGUAUUUAUGGGCUCGAUGCCGAUUUGAUUUUCUUGGGCUUGGCGACACAUGAACCUCACUUCCGGGUUUUACGUGAAGACGUCUUUGCCAAUCAAUCCAGGCAAUUACGAGUGCUGGACCAGAUUCUGAUGACCCAAGAGCAGAAGGACUCGCUUGCUGCUCAGGAUGCCAGAAAACCAUUUUUGUGGCUUCACAUUAACGUUUUGCGUGAGUACCUUGAAACCGAGCUUUUUGUGCCUCAUCUUCCAUUCACCUUCGAUGUUGAGCGAGCCAUCGACGAUUGGAUUUUUAUGUGUUUCUUUGUUGGAAACGAUUUCUUGCCGCAUCUUCCAAGUUUAGAUGUUCGUGAUAAUGGUAUUGACAUUCUUUUGGGGUGCUGGAAACGAGUGGUCCCCAAACUAAAAGGCUAUAUCACUUGCGAUGGAAAUCUUAAUGUCGAAAGUGUGGAAAAGUUGAUGAAUGCUCUCACCUACAAAGAAGCAGAAAUCUUUCGUAAGAGGCACGAGCAAGAAAAAAGGAGGGAAGAAAACGAUAAACGUCGUAAAGUGUUCCAAGAAGAAGACAGAGCGCUUAAAAACCAGUACCUUUCUCAGGUAUCGAAGGGCCAAGAUAAAGCACCGUUGGUAGCUGACACACAAAUGCCGUUGAUGACUACCAGCGGAGAGGUGGUGGAAGGAUACGCAAAGUUGUCCAAUCGUGAUAUAGUCCACCAUCGUGAUGUUAUAACGAAAGCCAAUAUGCUGAACGCAGAAGCCGCCGCAGAACUCAAGAAAUUGUUGGAUGGUGGUAUGGACAACUCCACGGAUCAACAAGAUUCAGAGACCAACGUGCAAUCGAAUGCCAGCGAGACUCUGGAGCAACCUUCACGCAAGCGUCCUUUAGAAAGCGAGCUUCCCACACCAGAUGAGAAUGGAGAUGCCGUGAGAAUGUGGGAGCCUGGUUACCAUGAUCGCUACUACCAAACCAAAUUUCACCUUACAACCCAAGAGGAAAUUGAUGAAACUCGCCGAGGUCUUGUGCGGAGUUACUUGGAGGGGAUUUCAUGGGCAUUGCUUUACUAUUAUCAAGGGUGUCCAUCGUGGCAGUGGUAUUAUCCGUACCAUUAUGCUCCGUUCGCGGCGGACUUUGUGAAUGUUUCAGACAUUAUUGGAGAGGAAGGUAUCAAGUUUGAUCUAGGGACUCCAUUUCGGCCUUAUGAGCAAUUAAUGGCGGUUCUUCCAGCAGCAUCGGGACAUAAUCUUCCCGAAGUUUUUCGUGAUUUAAUGUCAAAUCCUGAUAGUCCUAUCAUAGAUUUCUAUCCUGAAGAAUUUGAAAUUGAUAUGAACGGUAAGAAGAUGAGCUGGCAGGGUAUAGCGUUACUUCCGUUUAUCGAAGAAAAACGAUUAUUACUGGUGCUUGAGAGCAAAUACCCGGAAUUGACCGAUGACGAAAGGGACCGCAAUACGCUCAAAUCUGAAGUGCUUGUGAUGUCUGCUCAAAACGUGAACUACAAUCGGUUCAGUGAAAUCUACAAAUCCACCGACGAGAAAACCAUCACUUUUGGUUGCAGUGCAACCAAUUUGGCGGGAACCAUCUUUAAAAACGACCACUUUCAACUCGAAGGACUAACCAAAUUUCCAUUGAGUUAUGGAGAUAUGCCAGAUAUAGAUAACGUGGAAUACUUUUUGAGCUCCUACCACAUGCCUCCCAAGAAACGGGGCAAAUCCAUGCUUCUUUGUGGUUACAUUUCUCAUCAGCCAGUGUUGACUCAAGACGAUAAAAAUACCAUAAUCUAUGGAUCGAGAAACAACGGUGGAGGAGGUCGCUUCCGGAGUCCCAAUGAUAACCGCGACUACGUCAAUUCCGGUCCUAUGGGCUCAGAGAUUUACAAGGUUUACUCAAUGAGAAGAGGAGGGUACAGGGCGUUCAUCGAGAUGCAGAAUCAAGCCCAAAAUUAUGGCUCACAAGGAGCCAAUUAUCAAAACGGAAACCAGGGUUAUAAUCAAGGAAACCAAGGAUAUAACCAAGGAAAUCAAGGUUACAACCAAGGGUACCAAAAUCAAGGUUACAAUCGAAAUCAAGGAAACCAAUAUAACCAAAAUUACACUCAAGGCUACAAUCAAGGUUAUCAAGAAAAUCAAAACUACAAUCAAAAUUACAACCAAGGAAACCAAGGAAACCAAGGAUACAGCCGCUACAACCAAGGAGGUUAUAACCAAAAUCAGGGAUAUCAAGGUGCCCGCCGCACCAAUCGUGGUGGAUUUGGUUCGCAACGGUCGUCUUAUCGCCGUUAA
Meyerozyma guilliermondii ATCC 6260 is the source of this 2730-nucleotide messenger RNA. RefSeq names its product ssRNA exonuclease (gene RAT1). Gene Ontology annotation, cellular component: nucleus. Bases 1 to 2730 code for a protein of 909 amino acids. The record is from RefSeq and is a predicted model, not a curated record. NCBI's taxonomy places the organism in Eukaryota, Fungi, Ascomycota, Pichiomycetes, Serinales, Debaryomycetaceae. Gene Ontology annotation, molecular function: RNA binding; 5'-3' RNA exonuclease activity. Gene Ontology annotation, biological process: nuclear-transcribed mRNA catabolic process. The transcript has a single exon.